AUGCUGUUUGGAAGAAGCCUGUUGACAAGGAUUAUUCAAUUUCUUCAUGUUGGAAGCAUGUAUCCAAUAUGGACUUUACCUCUUCCAACGUGGGAGCGAGAUGGCGUUGUACUGGUUGGGGAUGCAGCACAUGUGCUUCCUUCAAGCUCCGGUCAAUGUUCUUCUCAAGCAUUGGAGGAUGUUGAAGCUUUUGUAUUGUUCUUGGCUCAUUACCUUCGUAUGAAUGAUGUACACCGGGACAAGGUAGCGUCGAAGGCCCAGAAGAAUGCGAUCAAGGCAGCCGCGCGUCAAGGCAAGACACAGAACAGCAAGCUCGAAAUGGGCAUAUUCAAAGAGUAUUCUGUAUAUUCAGUGGUAUUGACUAACACAGGACUGUUCCCUAGUUUCAUGAGCAAUCAAAUUCGCGCGGUGACGGAGUAUAACAUUGCAGAUCAUGUUGCGUGA
Penicillium psychrosexuale is the source of this 444-nucleotide messenger RNA. Its product is annotated as FAD-dependent oxidoreductase. The record is from RefSeq and is a predicted model, not a curated record. Gene Ontology annotation, molecular function: FAD binding. The coding region runs from base 1 to 444 and encodes 147 amino acids. The transcript is spliced from 2 exons. NCBI's taxonomy places the organism in Eukaryota, Fungi, Ascomycota, Eurotiomycetes, Eurotiales, Aspergillaceae.